Messenger RNA from Salarias fasciatus (jewelled blenny), 5239 nucleotides. RefSeq names its product sushi, nidogen and EGF-like domains 1 (gene sned1). Gene Ontology annotation, biological process: cell-matrix adhesion; Notch signaling pathway. NCBI's taxonomy places the organism in Eukaryota, Metazoa, Chordata, Actinopteri, Blenniiformes, Blenniidae. The coding region runs from base 571 to 4590 and encodes 1339 amino acids. The record is from RefSeq and is a predicted model, not a curated record. The transcript is spliced from 30 exons. Gene Ontology annotation, molecular function: Notch binding; calcium ion binding.
CCGCCCAGCGGUUAUCCAGUUACCGGCCUCUUUUUAGCCAUUGGCUGAGAGGAGCUAAUUAUGCAAGGUAGUGAAUCCCUGUGGGGGAGGUGGGGCCAAAGCUGAAAGAACUCCUUUGGCAGGCAGAAUAGAGCUUUUAUUGAGGAUAUUUCUAAGCUGACCAUCAGGGACCAAAUCGCUGGAUUGUUUGAAAAAAAAAAAAAAAAAAAAAAAAAAACAUCUCAGCUGAAUCACGCUGCUCCCCCUCUUCCAUUCCUUCCCUAGUUUCAUUUCAGUGAGACGGAGUGUAGCUCAUGCAGUGCCCAGCAGCAGGCUGAAUGCAAGGAAUCUCCAGUAUUCCCCUGUCUCCCACAAGAAGCCCAGUUCACGUCUAACAGGGACGAGUGGAGGGAGACGGAGGCAGAAGCAGCGAGCAGUGGGGGCGAGGACUCCGGCUGCUGUGGUUUGAGAGAGGAGCCCCGUGCGGUCUUGCCCCGCUCUGCUCUGGCUCUCGUUGCCUCAGGUGUGCGUGCUCCUCCCUCCCCUCCGCAGUGCCUGCUUGUCAGCUCCAUCCCUGGUGUGGCCGAGGCCAUGGUGUUGGUGCUGCAAGCCCCGCUGCCCUGCUUCUGCACCCUGCUCUGCCUCAGCCUGCUGCACGGCGUGGAACCGGCCGUGCCCCUGGAGGACUUCUACCCUUUCGGCCGGGACCAGGGGGACUCCCAGACCGUCGCCCGGGACGACGGGGGCUCCGGGCUCCUGGAGAUCUCUGUGGCUUUCCCCUUCUUCGGAGACCGGCACACAGGACUUUAUGUCAACAACAAUGGGCUGGUGUCCUUCCUGAGGGAGGUGUCACAGUUCACACCUGUGGCUUUUCCCAUCGCCGGCGACAGACGGGCCGUGGCGCCGUUCUGGGCCGACGUAGACAACCGUCGAGCGGGAACCGUCUUCUACAGGGAGAGUCGGGACCCGUCCAUCCUGAGGAGAGCCUCAGGUGAAGUCAGGACGUACUUUACAGAGUUCCCCAACUUCAACGCAACAUGGGUCCUCAUCUCUACAUGGCAUCAAGUUACUUUCUUUGGAGGCAACUCCCAUACACCGGUGAAUACUUUCCAAGUGGUGCUCAUUACAGACAGAGAGCUUUCCUUCACCAUAUUCCAGUACAAUAACAUCACUUGGACGACGGGCAUGCACGCCAGUAGUGGAGGAAACCUGGCUGGACUGGGAGGGAUCGCGGCGCAGGCAGGCUUCAACGCCGGUGACGGAAAACGCUACUUCAACAUCCCUGGCUCUCGCACGGGGGACGUGGUGAACGUGGAGGGCACCACCAACGUGGGCUUUCCGGGCAGAUGGGUCUUCCGCAUCGACGACGCUCACGUGGAAGUGGGUGGAUGCAACGACUCCGCGUCGGUUUGCCCACACCUGCGACCGUGCAUGAACGGAGGCCAGUGCAUCGACGACUGCAUCACAGGAAACCCCUCCUUCACUUGCUCCUGCUUGGCCGGCUUCACCGGCCGACGCUGCCAGAUCGAUGUGGAUGAAUGCGCCUCACAUCCUUGCCAGAACGGAGGGACUUGCAAAGACCAGAUUAACAGCUUCACCUGUCAGUGCCCUCAUGGAUACACUGGGAUUCUGUGUGAGACAGACGUCGAUGAGUGCAGAGACCAUCCAUGCCUCAACAACGCCUCGUGUGUACACAGCGCUGGCGGCUUCAGCUGUGUGUGUGAGCCUGGCUACACUGGUGUUCUGUGUGAGACAGAUGUGAACGAGUGCGAGUCGCAGCCCUGCUUGAAUGGAGGAGAGUGUAUUGACCAGGUGAACAACUUCACCUGCGCGUGUCCCGAUGGUUUCACUGGAGCGCUCUGCGAAACAGAGGAAUGCCUUUGCCAGAACGGGGGAGUCUGUGUGGACCUCAACGGGACCUGUGAGUGCCCCUCGGGCUACACAGGACUCUACUGUCAGUUUGAAGUAACCCAGACACCGUGCAGCAACAGCAGGCCGUGUCCUGAUGGAGGCCCCUGUCUGGAGUACGGAGGAGCCUACCUGUGCACGUGUCAGACCGGAGCCGAGCUCGAUCACAAGGACUUCUACCCCUAUGUACAGCCCCGAUCGGUCUGCGACUCCUCUCCCUGUUUGAACGGAGGGUAUUGCUACGAGCGGGAGGGCGGCUACACCUGCGAAUGCCAGUAUGGAUACUGGGGGAAUCACUGUGAAAAAGUUAGACUCAAUACCUGUGCCUCUGGUCCUUGCCGCAAUGGAGGCUCCUGUAAGGAAGAGGCGGGCACCUACCGAUGUGUGUGUCCUUUCAGAUUCACUGGAAAACAUUGCGAAGUGGGAAAGCCCGAUCCUUGUGCCUCCAGCCCCUGUUUGAAUGGCGGGACGUGUUUUCACUACAUCGGAAAGUAUAAGUGUGAAUGCACGGAGGCCUACCUUGGCAGGCACUGCGAAAUAAGCAGGAGCUCAGUGCAUUCCUCUGCAGAGCUGGGUUGUGGGCUGCCUCCGCAGGUCAAGCACGCCGAGGUCCAGUUCUCCUCGACAACGCCCGGCUCCAUGGCGGUGUACGUGUGCCACUCGGGCUUCACGCCGGUGCCCAGAGCCACUCAGAGCAUCUGUGGUAUUCAGGGAGACUGGAGCCAGCCGCCCGUCUGCGAGGAGGUCAAUGAGUGCCUUUCACAGCCCUGUCUUAAUGGCGGUACAUGUCGUAACAAGAUCGGAUCCUAUCAGUGUGUGUGCAGAGAAGGCUUCAGCGGUAUCCGCUGUCAGACAGACAUCAACGAAUGCCUGUCGGAGCCCUGCAAGAACAUGGGGACGUGCGAGGACCAGCCGGGCUCCUUCCUGUGUCACUGUCCACAAGGGUUCAGAGGCCAGGAGUGUGAGAUCGAGCAGGACGGCUGUGAGUCCAGCCCCUGUCUGAAUGGCGGCGUGUGCCGCGGAUACAGGCGCAAUUAUCUGUGUCUGUGCAAAGACGGCUUCUUUGGGGACCAAUGUCAGAUGUUGGAGGAUCCCUGUGUGCUGAAGCCUUGUGGGAACCGCGGCAGCUGCUGGAGCGACAGGAGAGGAAACUACAACUGUGUUUGCAAAGUGGGACUGACAGGCAAAGACUGUGAGAAAGACCUGCUGCCCCCGCCUGGUCUCCAUGUGGUGCGCGUGGAGGAGAGCGAGGUGGAGCUGCGCUGGGACCAGCCCGAUCCGUCGCACACCUUGAUCAGCAUGUUCGCCGUCAGCUACGCUCCUCUGGGCCACAGCGACCCCAAAACGGACUACCUGGACCGGCAGCAGUCCACCCACGUGAUGCGGGGCCUGGUGCCCGGCCUGCUGUACAACAUCUCCACCGUCUCCAUCAAGCUCAAAACCAACAGCAACGACACGAGCCGGCCCGCCACGGCGCUGAUCCGCACCAGGCCGAGGCGUGUGGAGCAGCUGCAGGUGGUCAACGCGUCCUCCUCCCAGGUGUGGCUGAGCUGGCUGGUUCAGGCCGCCCGCCACGCGGCGGUCAGCCGCGUCCUCGUGUCUCUGGUGCCUUCAGACGGGAGCGAGGCUCGAACCGCUGUGCUCAACACCAGCACGACGGAGCACACCUUCAGCUCCUUGCUGCCCGGUCAGAUGUACACGGUAGAUGUUUUGAGUCAAAGUGGAGUCAGACCAGAUGAAUUCCCCUCCACGAGCCACUCGGCUGGACCACUGCAGUUCUGGACAAGGCCUCUUCCCCCACAGAACCUCACCGUGGCUCAUCUCAAGUCCAACUUAGCCCUGAUCACUUGGACUCGCCAGCUCAGGAACAUCCCGGACGGUUUCGUGGUCAACUUGACCCGAGGACUGAAUACCAGGAGUCGCUUCCUGCCGGAUGGAAAACUCGGGUCGUACACCCUGCGCGAGCUGACGCCGGGACAGCACUACUACGUGGCUCUCACGUCGGUGAAAAACACCGGGCAGGAGCAGAUGCACAGUUUGCCUCAGUACCUCACCUUCACUACCUUGCCAAUGCAGACCCGACCAGGAAGGAGAGAGAGGCCAGCAGGAACCGGACAAGGGACUCCAGGUGGACGCACGCCUCCCCAAACACAGUCCCAAGACCUGGGAGGCCCGACAGACACCGAGAACUCAGAGGAGCUCCCAAGAUAUACAGAACUUGUUGACAGGAGGGGGAAGAUAACAGCCAAAUUUACUAACUUGCCCAGAAAAACCAUUCGACAUCGCACCAAGCCCGACCCACCAAUAAGAUUAGAAAAGAUGGAAGAAACAACAAACAAAAUCAGCCUCGCUCUAGAGAAUCAAGAGGAAGCCUUAAGAACAAAGCCUGAGUCGCCCCAGGACUGCCGCAGCCUGCCCUGCCAGAACGGAGGGACGUGUGCGAGCGAGGGCGAUUCCUUCAUCUGCGACUGUGCCGCAGGCUUCAAGGGCAGACAGUGUGAACUGUCGUGCCAGCGAGUGCCGCACCCAUGUACCCGUCUCUACUCUGAGACCAAGAGUGUGCCGGUCUGGGAGGGCGGAGUGUGCCACUACCUGUAUAAAAGGACGUAUAAAGUCCAGCAAGACGUGUGUUAUCGAGAGAUUUGUGAACCGGCGCCUUCCAGGAAAACUCCAAGUACCAGAAGAACAAACAGACAACAGUGAAGCGCUUGGAUGCUGAUGAAAGGACUAUCAUCACUGUCACAUGAAAAACCUCCCAACUUCAAUUUUGAUGUUUAUAAUCUACUUGAAGUCACUGAUUAUCAUCGUUGUUUCAUGCUGAGAAGCGCUGACGUUUCAGGUCCAAAUCAUCCUGUCAAAAUAAGGCUGUGUUUGUGUCCUCCGCCUCGAGAGCCCCGUUUCCCGUUUCUCGCUCUGCGUCUCACAGAAGGACAACGAAUCGGACGGAAGACGGCCCGCGCCACGUAUCACCCACGAUGCCUGCUGUCGGGUGUCUGACACAAACACACACACCAUAUCAACAGAAAGCAGUCAGCUGCGCUCCAUCAGAGACCUUAUAUACCUCAUUUCCAUGUCCGUGCUGACACAUGAGCAGAGGUUUGUAUUUGUGAUUCACUUGCAGGUUUGUCCCUCAGGGAAGUAAAUGUUAAAACACAAUCCUUUCCUCGUGCCAGCCCAAUCAUCUCCUCAUGACGACGCCAGAAAGUGUAUAUUUUCACCAGAGCCCAUGAAUUGUUGCCUUCCUCUGACGAGAGCGCACAGUUUUUCUUUUUUUGUCUGUGUAAAAUAUCUUUUCUCUGUGUCUUAGCCGGCAUCGCCGCUCGCUACUUUGUAAAUAGUGUUCAUAGGCCAU